AUGCCCAAAUUGCAGAACGAGCCAAUGACCAUUAAUGGUGCCAAGGCUCUUUCUAGCGUCGCUGUCAUAGUUUCCGAGUCGUUGACUAAGACGAUCCCGAGAAGCAAUAAGUGCUCGGAUCUACGUAGCAGGCACGUCGUCAGUUCACUGAAGCCCGAAUUCGUCUCGCAAAUUCACAUGGUUAUGGUAUACGGCGAUGGUAAUGAGGCCUUAAUCCUGACAAAGGACAAGACGGUGUAUGCCUUGGGAUCCAACACCUGUGGUUGUUUAGGAACUGGGAAUACAGUCUCCACGUUAUAUCCGAAGAUGAUCAAGGUUCUAUGCAGGAAAGAUGUAAAGAUCGCGUAUGGCAUCGGACCUCACGUUUUGGCGCUUACGAAUGGGGGAGAGGGAUGCUACAAGGUAUACUCUUGGGGAUACAACCAUUACGGCCAAGUGGGGAAUGAAUCGACUAAUCAGGUUGUCAUACCUACUUUAAUAGACAUACCUCCAGAAGAUGAUCAGGGUCCAAAGCGUAUCGUCGACAUAGCAUGCGGAUAUAAUCAUUUCAUCGCUCUGACCGAGUCUGGUAAGGUUGAAGAAGAAGAAAAACAUGACAAGGACACUUAUCUAGAGACUACACCUGAUCAAGUUGAUACUUUGGCUGGGAAGAAAGUUAUCUAUAUCUCUUGCGGUGGGGCCUUCACUAUUGUAGUCACUGAAAAUGGUGAGGUAUAUGGUUGGGGUAAUAACUCUCACGGCCAGCUGGGUGUAGGCGAUGCAGAGGACCGAACAACGCCGUGUCGCAUCGAUUCACUAAAAAUCGAUGCAGAGGACCGAACAACGCCGUGUCGAAUCGAUUCACUAAAAAGCACUGUGAUAGUCAAGGUAGCUUGCGGAAUCGUGCACACGCUAGCUCUCACGGACGAAGGGGAUCUCUACGCCUGGGGUGGAAAUAGUCAUGGUCAGUUGGGGAUUGGCAGGCAGACGAAUUCGCAUAUACCAGUCAUGAUCAUGCAUCAAAUGGGAAGAAUGCUCGACAUUGCCGCUUCGUAGUGCCUAUAUAUAAGCAUUGCUAUUGGCAAAGAAGAACGUAUAUAUGUAUGGGGUUUCUGCCAAAGACAGAACGUCAUGAUUCCAAUUGCCACUCCAUUCUUGGAUGUUCAAGGUGGUUUGUGGGUACCAGCAUACGCUGGCGCUCACAAAAGAAGGGGUUUACUUUACGCCUGGGGUGACAAUCGUUACGGCCAGUUGGGGAUCAGCAACCAGACGGAUUGCUCCGUCGGCAAUGGAGGACGUGUAUACGUAUGGGAUCGCUGCCACAGACAGUCAAUCAUGAUGCCAAUCGCUACUCCAUUCUCGGACGUACACAACGCGCUUGCAUGUUACGGGUGGCCAUGCGCUAUGCACAAACCGCUGAUUCUGAACGUGACGGAAGAGCCGCUGGACAUAAUGAAAUGUCUGAGAAUUGCAUUCGACGAUCUCUCAACAAGCGAUCUUACGAUACAAGUGGAGGGUCAAUAUAUCCACGUGCACAAGGCUAUUUUGAUGAUACGCUCUUUGUACUUUAAAACCAUGUUUCAGCACGAUUGGGCGGAAAAUGACCAGAGUGUUAUUAAGUUGGAUCAGUUUUCCUAUAUUGUCUACAAAGCGUUCCUGAAGUACUUGUACACCGACGUAAUCGAUUUAUCACGGAAGCAGGUGAUAGAACUUUGGGACCUGGCUGACACAUACUGCGAGAGCGAUCUUAGGAAGAAGUGUAUUCAGAUGCUAAAGAAAGAAAUUACCGUACCGAAUGUCGUUUACUUAUAUACCAUUGCAGUCAAAUAUAACGAGGAGGAACUAGAAGAUUGCUGCGUCAGAUUUGCCGUUCAUCACAUGACUGCUGUGACGAAGACAGAAGAUUUCGCCAAACUUGAGCAGGAAUUGAUGAUGACAUCAUUUAUAAUCAAGACGAGCAAAUCUGGCUGUAUCCUCAGUUCACUGAAGCCGGAAUUUGUUUCGCAAAUUCGAAUGGUCAUGGUAUACGAUAUAUAUGGUCAUAGUGCCUUAAUCGUGACGAAAGAUAAGAUGGUAUAUGCUUUGGGGGUCAACCGUUUCGGUUGUUUAGGCACAGGGGACUGUAUCUCCACAUUACAUCCAAAGAAGAUCGAGGUCUUAUGCACGAAAGAUAUAAAGACGUUCGCGUGCGGUGGUGGACCUCACGUUCUAGCACUUACAGUAGGAGGAGAGAUAUACUCCUGGGGACACAACCUUUAUGGUCAAGUGGGGAACAGUUGCGGUGAGAGCAUUACCACGCCUACUCUGGUAAACAUACCUACUCAGGAAGGUGAUCAGGGUCCAAAGCGUAUCGUCGACAUAGCAUGCGGAUGUAACCAUUCCAUCGCUCUGACCGAAUCUGGCGAGGUGUAUGCUUGGGGAGUACAUGACGAAGAAGAAGAGGAAGAAGAAGAAGUAGAAGAGAAAGAAGUGCAAGAAGAGGAACAAGAGCAGGAAAAGGAGAAAACUGACAGAGUGACGUCACCUAUGCAAUUUGAUACUUUGGCUGAGAAGAAGGUUGUCUACAUCUCCUGUGGUGGGACCUUCACUAUGGUAAUCAUUGAUAAUGGCGAGGUAUAUGGUUGGGGUAAUAAUAAAUAUGGCCAGCUGGGUGUAGGCGAUGUGGAGGAUCGAAUGACGCCGUGCCAGCUCGAUUCACUAAAAGGCACUGUGAUAGUCCAGGUUGUUUGCGGAAACCAGCACACGCUGGCGCUCACGGAUAAAGGAGAUCUUUACGCGUGGGGUAACAAUUAUUGCGGCCAAUUGGGGAUCGGCAGCCAGAUUAAUGUAAUCUGUAAACCAGUCAUGGUCGAGCAUCAAAUGGGAAGAGUGUUCGACAUUGCCGCUGGGUACAACGGAAACAUAAGCGUCGCCGUUGGUACAGGACGACGUGUGUAUGUAUGGGGUUUUUGUCGUGGACAGAACAUCAUGACCCCAAUCGCUACUCCAUUCUCGGAUAUACAUGUCGCAUUUGCAUCCUACAGUUCGAAGAUUUUUAUGCACAAACCGCUAUUCCUGGACACUAACGGAGAGCUGGAUAUUGAAUGCGACGUACUGAAAGUGAGAACUGCAUUUAGUGAUUCCUCGACAAGCGAUCUUACGAUACAAGUCGGGAACCAAUUUAUACACGUGCAUAAGGCUAUUUUGAUGAUACGCUCUUUGUACUUUAAAACCAUGUUUCAGCACGAUUGGGCGGAAAAUGACCAGAGUGUUAUUAAGUUGGAUCAGUUUUCCUAUAUUGUCUACAAAGCGUUCCUGAAGUACUUGUAUACCGACAUAGUCGAUUUACCCUGGAAGCAGGUGGUUGAACUUUUGGACCUGGCUGACGCAUACUGCGAGAGCGAUCUUAGGAAGAAGUGUAUUCAGAUGCUAAAGAAAGAAAUUACCGUACCGAAUGUCGUUUACUUAUAUACCAUUGCAGUCAAAUAUAACGAGGAGGAACUAGAAGAUUGCUGCGUCAAAUUUGCCGUUCAUCACAUGACUGCUGUGACGAUGACAGAAGAUUUCGCCAAACUUGAUCAGAAACUCAGGAAAAUAUUCUUAAUUAAGGUGGGCAAAGCUAAGGCUUUCAAAAAUUAA
This is a messenger RNA of Mycetomoellerius zeteki, 3597 nucleotides long. RefSeq lists its product as uncharacterized. The record is from RefSeq and is a predicted model, not a curated record. Gene Ontology annotation, molecular function: protein binding. Lineage: Eukaryota; Metazoa; Arthropoda; Insecta; Hymenoptera; Formicidae.